AUGAAUUCGAUCGCGGUGGCAUUGGUUUUUCUCGCCGUUGGACUUCAAGCUCAGCCGUCCGCUCCAGCUUAUCAAAAUAUUGGCGUUUCUCGACCGCAUCGAAUUGUCCCUGGACUCGAAUUAAACCUUGAUGGACUCAAAAAAUCCACUCCUUCGUCGAAUUCGAAUAUCAUCGAUUCCAAGCACAUGGAUAUCCAAUUAAGGGAUGACUACACAACCGACGAUCUUAUCAAGCUUCUCGAGAAGAUUUAUCACUUUGUUUUAAGAUUGACCGCAAAAAACCUGAAACAUGAACGCGACUGUCAUAAGGAUCAUGAUCAUAAGGAUGGUAACGAACACGAUCCUGCGAUUGAGCUGGAGCACAAUUAUGAUAAUAAAAAAUAUUCAUCAAUCAUUACUAAAAACAUGAAUGAUGACAUUCAAAAAUUUGCGGAUGAAUUUGCUGCUGACUUGCGAAAUACUCUCAGAGGAAAACUGAGGGUGAAAAACUUGCUUAAGAAAUAUGCAACGAGCAAUAUCAUUCUGGAUAAUUGCGGAGAGCAUAUCAUCGGAAUUGACAAAACCAAAAAAGCUUUGAAUUUAUUGGCAAUGUUUAUGAGGUUUAUGGGCAAGGCUCAGAUUGAAGUCACGAACGUCUCCAGCUCAUCAUUCAUUCUGCAAUUCUCAUCCACUCGAAUUUCUCCAAGAAAAUACAGUUUUUACAUUCAAAAGCCAGCAAUGAAAAUUGAAGCAGUUCGAGCGGUGAAUUGUAAACUUUAA
Caenorhabditis bovis is the source of this 759-nucleotide messenger RNA. The record is from the annotation of a GenBank genome assembly. Lineage: Eukaryota; Metazoa; Nematoda; Chromadorea; Rhabditida; Rhabditidae.